Asparagus officinalis (garden asparagus) is the source of this 864-nucleotide messenger RNA. Its product is annotated as reactive Intermediate Deaminase A, chloroplastic. Gene Ontology annotation, molecular function: deaminase activity. The coding region runs from base 1 to 555 and encodes 184 amino acids. The transcript has 6 exons. The record is from RefSeq and is a predicted model, not a curated record. NCBI's taxonomy places the organism in Eukaryota, Viridiplantae, Streptophyta, Magnoliopsida, Asparagales, Asparagaceae. Gene Ontology annotation, cellular component: cytosol.
AUGGAAACGCCGGCAUCCUCGCCCGGCCGCGACUCCGCCGCCCCUCGCCGUACGCCGGGAUCUGGCUUCGUACUGCUUGCGCGGAUGCAGUAUAUCUCCUUUACUCUUACCUUACAUGCAUUUCAUUUGGUUGCUUGGCAUCAAGUACUAAUUUUGGCUUAUAUCUCGAGAUUAGAUAAGAAAGAAGUUGUUCAAACCGAAAAGGCGCCUGCAGCAUUGGGACCUUACUCUCAGGCAAUUAAAGCUAAUAACCUGGUGUUUGUCUCCGGUGUACUCGGCCUUGUUCCCGAGACGGGAAAGUUUGUGUCCGAUACUGUAGAAGAUCAAACUGAGCAGGUUCUGAAGAAUAUGGGAGAAAUUCUGAAAGCUAGCGGCGCCGGUUAUUCCUCAGUUGUCAAGACAACAAUCAUGUUGGCUGAUCUAAAGGAUUUCAAGAAAGUUAAUGAAAUUUAUGGAAAAUAUUUCUCAUCGCCAGCACCAGCCCGAUCAACUUACCAAGUAGCUGCACUUCCAUUGGACGCAAAGAUUGAGAUUGAGUGCAUCGCAGCUUUAUAAAGCUACUUCCUUUUGACAUUCUCACCUGAACUCCGUAAAAAUAAAAGCUUUGAGUGAAGAAAGUGCUAGUUUUGAGUUCAUGAGAACGAGCCUCUGAUUCUGUUCUCAGCAACUGAUGAUUGUACUGUUCAUCCCAGAGGACACAGGGUGUAGUUGAAUUCUUGCUGGAUUAGUUCUGUUUGUUUUUCCGCUUUCCAUUCUCUUUGCUGGAGUACAUGCCUAUGUUGUAUUAACUGUAGUUUCAAUUUUAAGUCAUGGAAAAUUAUCCUGAUUGGAUCAAAUAAAUUUCUGAUGCUUUUACUUGAUAAA